Pieris rapae (cabbage white) is the source of this 525-nucleotide messenger RNA. RefSeq lists its product as uncharacterized. The record is from RefSeq and is a predicted model, not a curated record. The transcript has a single exon. The coding region runs from base 1 to 525 and encodes 174 amino acids. Lineage: Eukaryota; Metazoa; Arthropoda; Insecta; Lepidoptera; Pieridae.
AUGACAUAUGGAGAACCAUUACGUCUACCAGGACAACUCCUUGUCCCAGAUGAACAACCAACUUUAGCAAUGGAAAACCCGGCUGAUUUCGUUGUACGUCUUCGACGGAAAAUGGCUGAAGUACAACCAACACCAGCAUCGCGACAUGGCAACAAACGACCCUUCGUAUUUAAAGAGCUACCUGGAGCAACGCACAUAUUUUUGCAUGACGAUACCGUCAGACGUCCUCUGCAGCCACCAUACACAGGUCCAUUUAAAGUAUUAAAGUACGCCACUGAUGGUAAAACCUUGAAUAUCGAUUUAAAGGGGAAGGACAUCACUGUAAGUGUCGAUCGCGUUAAACCAGCGUUCGUCGAGCAGUUUGCCUUUCCUUCAGCUCGCACACCUGGUCCUGCACCCGCUGGUCCUGAACCGCCGUCAUUACUUUCGCCUACUGUGGAAAAUAUUCCUCCCAUUUCUGCCCCUAAUCCUGUGGUUACCAGGUCAGGCAGGAGGGUUAGAUUUAAGACUAGAUUAGAUUUAUAA